This is a messenger RNA of Oryctolagus cuniculus (rabbit), 4816 nucleotides long. Its product is annotated as heparan sulfate glucosamine 3-O-sulfotransferase 3B1. The record is from RefSeq and is a predicted model, not a curated record. NCBI's taxonomy places the organism in Eukaryota, Metazoa, Chordata, Mammalia, Lagomorpha, Leporidae. Gene Ontology annotation, molecular function: [heparan sulfate]-glucosamine 3-sulfotransferase activity.
GCUUCCUGCGCAGUUCUCCUCCGCAGCCUCCGCCGGGGCUGCUCUCCAAGACUGGGGCGCUCAGAACGGCGAGCAGGCAGCCCCGGCGAACAGCCGUGCGCACCGUCCCGAGCGCUCCGGGAGAGCGCGCGCAGGGGCUCUGCUAGCCCGCAGCGGGCCGUGACGCCGCAGGAGCAGCCCCUGGGCCAGCACUGACCGCCGCCCCGACUUGGCGUUCCAGUUGCGGCUGCUCCCGGGACAACAUGUCAAGAGCCGCCGCCGCUACAGCUGCCGCCGCCACCUGGAGAGCAGCAGCAGCAGCGGCAGCGGCGGCAGCGGCGGCCGCUUUGACCGCGGGCACGCGGGGGCAAUAAGCGUCCGGCGAGCCGCGGAGGGGGAGCCCUCUCUGCGCUCACUGCCCCGGCGGGACCCUGGCCAUGUGCUGAGCCAUGCCCCUGGCCGCGCCCGCGGGCAGCGCAUGGGGCAGCGCCUGAGCGGCGGCCGCUCCUGCCUCGAUGUCCCGGGCCGGCUCCUGUCGCAGCCGCAGCCGCCCCCGCCGCCGGUGAGGAGGAAGCUCGCGCUGCUCUUCGCCAUGCUUUGCGUCUGGCUCUACAUGUUCCUGUACUCGUGCGCCGGCUCCUGCGCCGCCGCGCCAGGGCUGCUGCUGGGCUCGGGCUCCCGCGCCGCGCACGCCCCGCCGGCCGCCCUGGCCACCGCUGCGGACGGGACGCCUCCCAGGUUGCCGUUCCGGGCGCCGCCGGCCACUCUGCUGGCCAACGAGGGCGCCGCGAGCCAGGAAGAGCAGGGUCCCGAGGCGCCGGACUCCCCCAGUCCCAUCUCCAGCUUUUUUAGUGGGUCCGGGAGCAAGCAGCUGCCUCAGGCCAUCAUCAUCGGCGUGAAGAAGGGCGGCACGCGGGCGCUGCUGGAGUUCCUGCGCGUGCACCCCGACGUGCGUGCCGUGGGCGCCGAGCCCCACUUCUUCGACCGCAGCUACGACAAGGGCCUCGCUUGGUACCGGGACCUGAUGCCGAGGACCCUGGACGGGCAGAUCACCAUGGAGAAGACGCCCAGCUACUUCGUGACGCGCGAGGCGCCCGCGCGCAUCUCGGCCAUGUCCAAGGACACCAAGCUCAUCGUGGUGGUGCGCGACCCGGUGACCCGGGCCAUCUCGGACUACACGCAGACGCUGUCCAAGCGGCCCGACAUCCCCAGCUUCGAGAGCCUGACGUUCAAGAACAGGAGCGCGGGCCUCAUCGACACGUCGUGGAGCGCCAUCCAGAUCGGCAUCUACGCCAAGCACCUGGAGCACUGGCUGCGCCACUUCCCGCUGCGCCAGCUGCUCUUCGUGAGCGGCGAGCGGCUCAUCCGCGACCCGGCCGGCGAGCUGGGCCGCGUGCAGGACUUCCUGGGCCUCAAGCGCAUCAUCACGGACAAGCACUUCUACUUCAACAAGACCAAGGGCUUCCCCUGCCUCAAGAAGCCCGAGGGCAGCCCCAAGCCGCACUGCCUGGGCAAGACCAAGGGCCGGCCGCACCCGGACAUCGACAGCGAGGCGCUGCGCCGGCUGCGUGACUUCUACCGGCCCUUCAACCGCAAGUUCUACCAGAUGACCGGCCACGACUUCGGCUGGGAUUGAGGCUCGCUGUGGGCGGAGGGGCCGUGUGGCUGAGCCCCGUGGCUUAUAUAUUGAGAGAGAGUAUAUGUAUGUAAAAUGUACAGAAAUCUAUUUUAUAAUAAUUUAUUUUUAAUUCAUGAGCAAUUAAUUCACUAAGCUGCCUAGCCACACUCUUCAGAGCGUUAGCUUCCUAACUUGUUAACAUUCCAAAGUGUGCAACUCCGAUCUCGUUUCGUUCUGUUCCCCACAAUGGAUGGUGCUUCCAAGCCCGCCCCGCCCCCCUCCCACACUCCCUCUACCCCAUUCGUGAUAUUUAAAAAGAAGAAAAGCACAACUUGAGAUUUUUGUUGUUACGGGUAUUCAGCCUUCGAUCGCUGUGCGCGUUCUCUCAUCGUCAUCUCCUCCUGCCUGGGUCCCCUGGAGCCCCGAGCUGCUCCGGCUUCAGCGCUGUGUUCCGAGGGGCUUCCUGUUCAAAGUGGUGCAAACCACAGCGCUGAUGUUUCCCCACCGCCACCAAGCACGUGGAGGAGGAAGCACCAGCUUUCCCGCAGCUUUGGGUGGGUGUGGCAGGGUAGCCCUGCCCACCUUCCUGGGCCCAUGCACUAGUUCCGAGUGUAUGCAAAUGUUAGCCCGACUCCCCCGGCUCACCCGUGUGAGAUGCUUGGGUGCUGCUUCAGAAAUAAGGACGUCCCUUCACUUCUGAUGUGCAUGAAAGCAUGCCCCCCCCCCCCCCGCCCCGGUCCCUUCCUCCGGGCACGCAGUUCUGCUCUGACACACCAAAGAAUCCCACAAGCUUGCAGAGCCACCAGCACAAACCCAGGGCCCCGGUGGGGGAUGGGGUGGGGGUGGGAGUCAGGUGCAUCCCGCUCCAUCAGUGUCUACCAUGUUGCUGCUAGGUGCAGAGGGAGCCGGGGGUGUUGAGCCAUAAUCCCACAGCUGCAACUGGAAAGAGAGACAAAGGACCCAAGAGUGACAGGUGGCCAGGCCAGAGCAAGGAAACCCCUACCCCCACCCCACCUCUGCUUAAUAUCUCCUUGGAAUUCCUAGCUCAUCUCAGAACAGCCUGGAGCCAGUGGCCAGAGCGUAAGAGCCUACAGUGGCUCUUGUAUAGGCGGAUUGUGGAAAGCUGGUGCCUGGGAGCCCUGAAAGCCCAGCCCCGCGACAGCUGUCCCUUGUUUUAGCCAGGCCUUUGCAGAGGGCUGCUGGCACAGAAAGCCCUCUUCAUACUUCUCUGCUCAGACAGCAAUUGGGACUUUUUAGGAUGACUGGCUGGCUAGUUGGGUUACCAAACAGCAGUUUCACAUAAACGAUAGAUUCAGUUCGUCCUGAGUUUUCUAGACCAGAAUGCUUCUACCACAAAAGAACUGCGUAAUGACUGUACUUCCAACAAAGGAUACGUAGGGAGAUGAAGGAGCACGCACUAUCAAAAUGAUGGGGCCAUGAGACAUACAAAGGAUGCUUGUACAUGUAUCGGUACCUUGUCUGAUAGUGUUGUAAGAAACAUGUAUGGAGAGAGGAGGGAGAAUUCAUCUGUAGAAGCUGAUCAGAGACAUCUGGUUUGUGUUUGUUUGCUGGAAAGUUUAAGCAAGGGCAAGCUCACUUAUACAUUGUAGCAAAAACUGCCCUUGUAGGUUCUCUUGGGGGAGGAAGGCCAUCCCGAACUGCGCAUGCCUCAGAUCUGUCUCAUAAAUUUUCCUUUUUUUCCUCCUGUCUCUACAAAGCGAGGUAGAACCUACACAUAGAGGAACACCAUCAUCAUAGCUUGGGUCUUCCCUCUUACUGCUUUGGGUGUAAAAACACCUGCCCGAGGGUGCUAAUUUGAUUUCCCAAUUUGGAAAUCAAACUGAAAACACUUCCAUUUCAGUUCUGGCAUAGUGUUGCUUGAAGUAAUACGAUAGGGCAGUAUCAGGUCCUUCACCCAGUCUUGCCCUGCCUGUUUUCUGGGCGCUCCCCCUGGUGGGCCAGGGCUCAGAGAAGGAUAUACCACCCAGUGCAAGGGAAACCUAUGCAAGCUUGCCCUUUCUGCCUUCCUUCCAAGCUGAACGAUGUUGGAUGAAGCUGUUUAUACCCUGCCUUAAAAUAAAACCCGAAACAGGAGAUGUUCUGUUACAAAGAGGGCCAUGUAUAGUCAUGAACACUAUAGAGUCAGAACUCUAUGCCUGGCCAGGUCCUCGCAUCCAAACAGAUGCUGAGAUAUAGGACCACUAAAGUAGAGCACGUUUUUCCCUGGAAGACAAAGAAAUCAGACAUCCUGUGUGUCUCUUCCUCGGGGUCUGAUGGCUGAAACUCCUGGCUGAUCCCGAUGUAGCAUCUGCCCCAGGGUGACCCCCCAGUCACCCGCGUUAUCUUCCUCCCAGGGAAGUUAAGCAACCUAGAAAAUGAAGCCUGGGGUUUCUUCCUCUUCUAGAAAUCUGCAAGGCCACCCGGCUUAACUUUUUAGCUGCUAGAAGACAGCCACCAUUUCGUGUUUUGGUGAUUUGUGCUCGCACGUGCUUCGGGUUUGUUUUUUUUUUUUUUUCUUUUCCCCAGUUUACAGGUAAAGCACUGGUGUUCCAUGGAGUAUUUAUUCCUCUCCGUGUUGUCCCUUUUUUGGUUGUUGUUUAAAAAAAAAAGUGAGCAAACCAUUGUUCCUAUCCCACACUUCCUCGGAGGGGUCUGUACAGUUUGCUAACCUAAGAGGUGACACCUGGUAAAGUGACUGCUGGAUGAUGGAGGAAGAGAAGUGAUCUUCAUGGGAUUCUCUCUGCGAGUCCUUUGGGGUGACAGAUAACGUUUUGGAGCUUUGGAGAAACACAGUGUCAGAUCCUGGCAGGGUAUUUUUGAAAGAAAACCAAGUGGAACGUUCCAGUGAGCUAGAAGCGCUUAGUACAUAUGGAAGAUGCCGACACGGAGUCAGUGCCAUUUUUUUUUUUCUUUUCAGUUUAUCAGGAAGGAUGAUCAAUACAGCAUAAAAGGUGUGGUUAGAUUUUUUUUCACUUUUGUAACAUUAAUUUAUGACUGAGUCUCAUUCAGCCCCGUAAUAUACUGUGCAAAUUCCAGCAGUAUGUCUUCUGUAACCCGGAUGUUAGAAUAGCCAAUAUGUACAAAAAAAAGUAAAUCAAGUAUUUUGUCCUAUGUAUAACACAAAUUAAUUUUACACAGAGAAAGAUGUUUCUAGAAAAUGGAAUUAUGAUAAUUCAUACUAUUUCUUUGUAUGAACAAAUAAAAAAUAUAUUUUACCAA